AGCAACACUUCAUUCUGUAGGUCAACUAGUGGUUUCGUUCUGUUUGUCUCAUCUCUGAGGAUUGACACGAUCAACAUGGCCGUUCCAGCCCAAAAACCGUCGGUCAACGGAGCGGCACCUCGCAAGCCGUCGACAGCACGUGCUCCAGUGAAGAAGGCAGGGACGGGUGCAGCCAAACCAACAGUCAACAAGAAUGCAAAGUCGGUGCCGCAGAAAGCUGCUCCAAUUACAAACAAGGCCUACUCCAUCGCCGGCGAGAGCCCGGCGAGCGGCGGCGGCGUGGGAUCGGCAUACGCAAUCAUGGCUUCACGAAUCGCCAACCGAGUUGCAGAGAUGGCGGAGAGCAUCACGUUUGUAGAGCGACCCCGAGCCCCAGAACCCCAAGUCGAGGCUGAAGAGAAGCGGAAACCACGCAAGCUUGAGAUGCGGUUUGACGGCACGAGUGGCAGUCAAGAGCACGUCAAGUUUUCCGCACCCUUCUUGGACAACACGCUGCAGAAGAUGCUCUUGCUGCAGAAUCGAAUGCUGAAGACGACGGGGGAGUUGUCGAAGGCGGAAGGGGUGGAUGCGCGGGUGAUUCAAGAGCAUGCGGCGCAGAGUGCGGAGUUGAGUCGGAUUAUUGCUAUGAUAUGCGCGGAGAAGGCGAGACAGGGCGCGUAGCUGGCGUGGUUGGAUGGAUGGGUCGAUACUGUGUCUUCAGAGACGAAUUGGGAAUCUACAUUACCGGGUCAAUGAGGGGAAACAUCUCGUUCACCGUAAGGUGUUGAUGCAAUCACCCGUUCGUAGACCAUCACCAGCCGGACGGGCCGGGCAACGGCCCUGGCGGGGGUGGCGGCAGUUACAGUACUUGGAUGCUCCCUCCACCGGCCUGCCGACCGGCGCAUGUGAACAUUGAGUGCCGCCCGGCUCACGGCGAUCGCUCACAACAAAUCGACAACACUUGCCCUUCCUUACGAUGCAGGCAAUGUUAUUGGAGAGCUGCAAAGUGCAUUGCGCCUACCUCGCACGCGGCGUGCAUCGUUUCGGAGCUCGAGAGGAGCCGAGAGUGAAGAAGACAGAGUGAGACUGUAGAUGGAUGUAAG
This is a messenger RNA of Neohortaea acidophila, 1082 nucleotides long. RefSeq lists its product as uncharacterized. The record is from RefSeq and is a predicted model, not a curated record. The coding region runs from base 76 to 660 and encodes 194 amino acids. The transcript is spliced from 2 exons. NCBI's taxonomy places the organism in Eukaryota, Fungi, Ascomycota, Dothideomycetes, Mycosphaerellales, Teratosphaeriaceae.